Messenger RNA from Puccinia triticina, 1458 nucleotides. RefSeq lists its product as uncharacterized. The transcript has 6 exons. The coding region runs from base 1 to 1458 and encodes 485 amino acids. Lineage: Eukaryota; Fungi; Basidiomycota; Pucciniomycetes; Pucciniales; Pucciniaceae. The record is from RefSeq and is a predicted model, not a curated record.
AUGAGCUCGACGCUUCCAACGACUCCCGCAGAAUGGGAGGUCUUUAAUCAACAUAUCCACAGUCACUUUGACUCUUCCAUCUCUCACAGGGCACGCGUUAUCAUUUGGAUUGUUACAAUAAUUGGGCCGGUUCCGGGAAUUCUUUAUCUAAUCAGUGCUGUCAAAAGGUGUCUGACAAAUGGGUGGUGGUUGGUCAAGAUCGAUGAAAGAGGAUACCUUUACCCGCAUACUCGGGUUGUGCUUGCGUUUUGGGUCGUCGCAUUUACCUUAUUAAAUCUGGCGCAUUCAAUCAGUUUACUGCUAGACUGCCGAUCUCAUCUUCAUCCUCGGACCCUUAUUUUCCAUUUUGCAUCUUUUGCCCCGUUGGGAUGCUUCGGCUGGACAAAAGGGUGGUCUUUAUUUUACGCAAUGCCGCCAUCUCGAUAUCGUUUGGCACAAGUGAACCAGAAAAGUGGCUCUUGUCCCCUACAAUCGAUGAGACGCCCCAUUCCAGCGUAUCUGUUCAACCCAUUAAUCAUCAUCGGGCACUUGUUGUCCGCGUUUGGGACGUUACCUUGGCUGAUUCCCGCCGUCAAGGAUUCGUACUCAGUGAUGUCAGCUUGGGAUGAGUACGAAUCCUCAUACGCGCGAAUGGUCGCUCCGAGUUCAGCCCCAGUUAUCCGCUUCGGCAGUCAGAUUCAGGCCCUACUCGCUUUGAAGCAGAUGAAGAAUUCCAUGGAAUCGAUUCGAAGCAACCUUAAGAAUGCAUGCAUCUUAAUCUUAGUGAUAGCCAUAACACAAUUAAUCAUUUUGAUUUGGUGCUCACAUCGGAUACUGGGGGCGCUUUACUUCCAAGGAAAAUUUUUACGGAAAGCAGCAUCGAGACACGUAGACUUAGAAAUUCAGUCUGUUCACACUGAUACAGGAUGGACCGGUUCACCGAAACCCAAAAAAACGGAACCAAAACCGACAAAAAUCGUGUCUGCUCCCAAAUCUCCCUCAAUAUCCGGAUCCGUCGGUUCACUUUCGACCAGGAUGAGCUUCAUGUUUCACUGGAAAGAUUUGUUGCCAAGCCUUGGAAAGGGAACUCAAGUCUCAGCUCGCCUUUGGAAUUCCGGGCCAUUUCAGAAAACUCAGGAGCAGAUGAUGGUUGAUGGGCGGAAAGACAUGUUAGCUUUCUAUCGCAAAUUGAGGCGGUAUGCGAUCAAUACAUUCUGGCACAUAUUUCUAGCAGCCGUCGUGAAGUUAUCUUACAUAACUCUGUGUUUUCUAUUGACUUUAGGAGCCUUUGACCACAUGUCUAUCAUGGACUUUGAGGUCGCAAUCUUCAAUUGGGUAAACAUUACUUGGAACUUUGGUGUAGGACUGAUUCUUGGUAUCGUUUCGUGCAUUGUUGUGUUUACACCGACCCCGACGCUUCCUCGCGAACCGGAAGUAUGGGAGGGGGAAACCGAUCACACCGAAGAAGUUGGCAAGUGA